Drosophila persimilis is the source of this 1480-nucleotide messenger RNA. RefSeq names its product lipid storage droplets surface-binding protein 1 (gene Lsd-1). Gene Ontology annotation, biological process: positive regulation of triglyceride storage; lipid storage. Bases 169 to 1395 code for a protein of 408 amino acids. The transcript is spliced from 7 exons. NCBI's taxonomy places the organism in Eukaryota, Metazoa, Arthropoda, Insecta, Diptera, Drosophilidae. The record is from RefSeq and is a predicted model, not a curated record. Gene Ontology annotation, cellular component: cytosol; lipid droplet.
CCGCUUAAAAGGGAGGCGCGAUCGGUGCGAGCAAUUUAGAACGCGACGUGAUUUUGGGAAUUCAAAUACAAGCACGAGUCGAUCGAAGAGUGGAAGCAGUAGCAAUUUAGCUUGUGCCCGGAACAGUUCAUUUACUAAGCGACUCUUAUACACCCUCCUCACACACAAAUGGCAACUGCAACUAUCGGCGGCAGUGGACUCCACCUGGAGGCCAUCGAUCGCAUUGUCUCCAUUCCGUUGGUGGAGUCGAGCGUGAAGCGGGUGGAGAACAUCUACGGCAAGGUGAAGAACAACAAUCGUCUGUUCUCCUGGUACUUUGAGGCCGCCGAGGCCACCAUUUCGGCCGCCUAUGGCUCGGUUCAACCGGCCGUGAAGCUCUUUGAGCAUCCCCUGAAGCGCAUCGACAAUGUCAUGUGCAAGAGUCUGGACAUACUGGAACAGCGUAUUCCUCUGGUCUAUCUGCCACCCGAAAUGAUGUAUUGGAACACCAAGGAAUACAUGUCGGAUCAUCUGGUGCGGCCCGUCCUCAAGCGCGCCGAUUCGGUCAAACAAAUUGGCACCGCUGUGCUGGAGAGUCCCCUCACCACCUAUGCGGCGGAUCGCAUCGAUGGAGCCUUCACAGCCGGCGACAAGUUCGUGGACAAAUAUCUGGUGCCCAUUGGCACGGGCCAGGAUCAGACAGACGCCCCCCAAGAGGAUGAUAACGGAGCGGCACUCAAUGAGAAGGGGGCCAUCAAGGCGAUCCACCACGGUCAACGAUUCUCCCGAAAGCUGAAGCGCCGCCUCACACAAAGAACGAUCGCCGAGGCCCGCGCCCUGAAGAAACAAAGCAAAGAGGCCAUCCAUGUGCUCAUCUAUGCUGUUGAAUUGAUUGCCACGGAUCCAAAACAGGCCAUGCAAAAGGCUAGGGAACUGUGGACAUAUCUCAGCGCAGAUGAGCCCGAGAAUCAGGCGAGGCCAACCACCCUGGAGCAGUUGAUUGUGCUCCUCACAAGGGAAUCGGCCAGAAGAGUAGUGCAUUUGGUGAACUUCAGUGCCACUGUGGCAUCCAACAUUCCCAGAAACCUGGCACACACCACCACAGAAGUGGCCCACCAAAUCGUAUAUAUUAACCAUCGCAUCAUCACAAUAUCCCGCCUGGACAAGGUGAAGACCCUGUCCAAGGAGGAGGCUGAAUCUCUAUUAAAGCGCGCACUGGCGUUCUACGGCAGUCUGCAGGGCCUGACCAACAGUUAUCUGGAACGUGUGGCCAACUUUCUGUCCGGACGCAUUGAGGCCGAGAAGGUGACGGGCACCGACAGCGCCACAACCAAUCACAGAUCCUCGAGGAGGCGACAGGACAACAACACAAACAAUUACUCAGCGGCCCACAACAAUAUAAAUGGUGUCUACUAGGAAAUCGAGUUUUUUAUUGUAAUCGUAUUCUUAUGUCUUAUAAUAGAGUUUUGCUUUUGUCUGCACAUCCGCACAAGUCAUUAAA